UAGGGGGCGUGGUAUUGAGGAGAUACUUUUUUAUAGCUGAAUAGCUAGCUAGCUUAGCUAGCAACAGAAUGAGCCUGAGAAGAUGUCUUUAUCUCUGCAGGAGAACUAGAGGUCUGCAUCUCCCUGCAACACUCAGAGCAGUAAGUAGCGGAUCCUUAUUCCAGUGCCCACACAAACUCUCUCAAAUCCGUUCUCCCUGGCCCUCUGUAAGAAGCCUCUCAGGAACCUCCUACACUUCAGCUACAUGUAGCCAGAGAUCAUCAACAUCUGCUCGCUUACAAUGGCCUACACCCAAGGCUGUUAUAUUCGAUCUGGGAGGAGUAGUCGUACCUUCUCCGCAGCCGAUUUUCGACAAGUUUGAAGAGAAACACAAACUCCAGAAGGGGUCUCUUGUGAAGACGAUAAAAGUCAAAGGCGAUCAGGGAGCAUUUGGUAAAAUGGAGCGUGGUGAGAUAUCGAUUGAGGAAUUUUCAGAACCGUUUCAAAAGGAAUAUGUUGAAGUGAAUUCCGGUGAACUUACACUGGAACAGACACAGGAGUUCAUCAAGUGUUUAUCAGAUUUCACGAAGCUCAGCCCUCAUCCUGCUGUUACGAACUGUAUCCAGUGGCUUAAGUCUAAGGGGAUUAAAGUUGCAAUUUUGACUAACAAUUUCCGAUGGGAUAAUGGUGAUACUGUGUUUCCUAAAGAGUCAGUUCCUGGAGUAGAUGUGGUGGUACAGUCGUGUAUUGAGGGCCUCAAGAAACCAGACAAAGCAAUCUUUGACCUGACUCUAGAGAGGCUAGGGGUGGGGGCCGGGGACGCGGUGUUCCUGGAUGACCUGGGGGGUAAUCUCAAGACUGCACGGGAGAUGGGCAUGGCAACCAUCAAGGUGGGUGAUAUAGGUGUUGCCAUGGAGGAACUCAACGCUAUUGUUCAGGACGGCUAUUAUUCUCCGCACAUCUCCAGCACCCGUGAGGUCAGCUCAAAGCACGCCCUCCCUGACCUCCAAUUAGCCACCUACCUGGACCAGGUGUUUGGCAAUGAGGUGGAGGGUCCCAUGAGGGUACUGCAGUUUAAGCACGGACAGUCUAACCCCACCUACUAUAUCAGUUAUAAAGGGAGGGAGCUUGUGCUCAGAAAGAAACCACCUGGGAAGCUCCUCCCAUCUGCCCAUGCGGUGGAGAGAGAGUACCAAGUGAUGACGGCAAUGCAGGAGGCUGGUGUUCCUGUGCCCCCGCUGCACUCACUCUGUGAGACAGACAGCGUGGUUGGUACCCCAUUCUACAUAAUGGGCUAUACGGACGGACGAGUGUUCAAAGACCCCACCCUCCCAGGACUCCACCCAUGUGAGAGAGAAGUGAUCUAUCGGUCAGCAGCCAAGGUACUGGCAGCCAUUCACUCUGUGGACAUCCAGAAAGCCAAUUUAUCCGAUUUCGGAAAAACUGGUAACUACAUCCAGAGACAGACAGAGCGCUGGUCACGACAGUACGAGGCGAGCAAAACCCACUCCAUCCCUUCCAUGGAUAGACUAGUGGACUGGUUGCCCAGCAGAGCUCCUAGCAACCACACCACCACUGUCGUACAUGGCGACUUCAGAUUGGACAACUUGAUCUUUGCGAGGGAUCGUCCUACAGUGCUAGCGGUGCUGGACUGGGAACUGUCCACCCUCGGUGACCCAAUAUCAGACCUCGCCUACAUUUGCAUGACCUACCACCUCGAUCAUGACCAACCACACCUCAAGGGACUGAACGGUGUGGACAUAGCUGCUCUAGGCAUCCCAAGUGAGGAGGUGAUGAUCAAAACGUACUCUGACUGCAGACAGGUGGCUGACCUUAAGGAUAACUGGAAUUUUUAUCUCGCCUUCACCUUCUUCAGAGUGGCGGCCAUUUUGCAGGGCGUGUACAAGAGAUCCCUACAGAAUCAAGCGAGUGCCUCCAAUGCAAAGGAAGUUGGCAAAAUGGCUGAGAAAUUUGCUGACAAGGGAUGGGCCUUUGCACAGAAGCAAGACAACACACCCACACGAAUCCCUAAGCCCCCUGGAGCAAGAACUUUCUCUACACUUGCACCUCAGAAUGCUACCCCCCACAGGAAUCACUCCACAUCUGCCCCCUCGAUUGAAUUAAUUACAGGGCCCCCAAGCACUUUCCCCCCUCGGCUGCAGCAGCUGUACAAAGAGGUGAGAGAGUUUAUCAGAGAAGAAGUGCUGCCAAUAGAAGAGGAGCUCUUUGAGCAUCAACAGUCGACAGAGAGAUGGACACCUCACUCAAAAAUGGAGGCACUUAAGGCCAAGACAAAGAAAUGUGGUCUAUGGAACCUCUUCUUGCCGUCGGACUCUGACCCUUCCACUAGUUACGGUGCUGGUCUGACCAACCUAGAGUACUCACACCUGGCUGAGCUCAUGGGACACAGUUUAUUCGGGUCAGAGCCAUUCAAUUGUAGUCCUCCGGACACUGGUAAUAUGGAAGUGUUGGUACAGUAUGGAUCAGAGCAGCAAAAGCAAGAAUGGUUGAAACCGCUUCUCUCGGGUGAUAUUCGGUCGUGCUUUGGUAUGACAGAGCCGGGGGUGGCCUCCUCUGAUGCCACCAACAUUCAAAGCUCCAUCUCUCGUGCUAAUGGUGGAGGGUACACCGUAAACGGCAGAAAGUGGUGGAUAUCAGGAGCCAUGGAUCCCAGAUGUAAGGUGUGUAUCUUCAUGGGGAAGACAGACCCAACUGCCCCAAGGCACAAACAGCAGUCGAUGGUAUUGGUUCCCAUGGAAACAGCAGGCGUGUCUGUACUCCGACCUCUGACAGUGUUUGGGUAUGAUGAUGCUCCUGGUGGCCACGCUGAGAUAGAGUUUAUAAACGUACAAGUUCCUGCCGACAAUCUCAUUCUGGGAGAGGGGCGUGGCUUUGAGAUAGCCCAGGGGCGUCUGGGACCUGGACGUAUCCAUCAUUGCAUGAGGUUAAUUGGUCUGGCAGAGAGAUCUCUGGAGCUGAUGAAAGAACGGGUGAAGGAGAGGGUUGCAUUUGGGAAGACCCUGGCUGAGAGAGACACCAUCCUGGCAGACAUUGCUCACUCUAGAAUGGAGUUGGAACAGGCCAGACUGCUCACUCUCAAGGCUGCUCACAUGAUGGAUACAGUGGGCAACAAGGCUGCCCGACAGGAGAUAGCCAUGAUCAAGGUGGUGGCGCCCCACAUGGCUCAGCGGGUAGUGGACAGAGCAAUGCAGGCAUUUGGUGCCAAGGGUCUGUCUGCGGACACCCCUCUGGCUCAGUUCUACUCUUGGGCUCGUAUCCUGAGGCUAGCAGACGGUCCAGACGAGGUACAUACAACUGCAGUAGGUAAACUGGAACUAAAAUCAUUCCCUAAAUGACUUUUAGCAAAGUGUAGAAUGUAGUGCCAAUAUCCUUCAGUUUUUGAUUGAUUUUUUGAGAAUUGCUUUAUUUUUUGGCUUGUGUGCAUGUACAUGUGUGUGUGUAGUCCUUUUUGAAAGUAUAUAGUAAUAAUAA
Halichondria panicea is the source of this 3471-nucleotide messenger RNA. Its product is annotated as acyl-CoA dehydrogenase family member 10-like. Gene Ontology annotation, cellular component: cytoplasm; mitochondrion. The record is from RefSeq and is a predicted model, not a curated record. The transcript is spliced from 18 exons. Gene Ontology annotation, biological process: fatty acid beta-oxidation using acyl-CoA dehydrogenase. Gene Ontology annotation, molecular function: acyl-CoA dehydrogenase activity; flavin adenine dinucleotide binding. Bases 69 to 3335 code for a protein of 1088 amino acids. NCBI's taxonomy places the organism in Eukaryota, Metazoa, Porifera, Demospongiae, Suberitida, Halichondriidae.